Molecule: messenger RNA, 4582 nt
Organism: Atta colombica
Lineage: Eukaryota; Metazoa; Arthropoda; Insecta; Hymenoptera; Formicidae
Gene: Prp40
Product: CDK5RAP1-like protein
Exons: 14
Coding region: 333-4550 (1405 amino acids)
Biological process (GO): tRNA modification; negative regulation of cyclin-dependent protein serine/threonine kinase activity; mRNA cis splicing, via spliceosome
Cellular component (GO): cytosol; U1 snRNP; mitochondrion
Molecular function (GO): RNA binding; 4 iron, 4 sulfur cluster binding; tRNA-2-methylthio-N(6)-dimethylallyladenosine(37) synthase activity
Source: RefSeq, a predicted model, not a curated record
UAGACGUCUUUAUUAUCACUUAUGUGAUAUAUACGCACCGGCUUUCAUAACCUAUAAAAUCAUCUCUCGUUAGGUGCAAAAAUUGAACUAACUAAACGACUCUGCUUGAUUUACGGAUCUAUUUAACAGUCUGGCACUUUGAUCAUCAUCAGAGAAGUCAGAAAGUCAAUCAGGAGAUACUGACAAAGAAGAAGAAUCAUCUAAACUGGAUAUUAACGCUUAGAUAUUCAUCAAGAUUCAUUUCAUAAUGCAGUAGUUCUCUCUCAUAUGUUUCAACUUUCAACACAUAACAUCUCCAAAUUUUUAUUUUAGGCGUUUGGUUUAGUUUCAAUAUGUCGAGAGGAAUAUGCUACAGGAACUGCCUCAGACAAUAUUUGAUACGACGAAAAUAUACAGAUUCUCAUCGGACACGAGCAUGUCGUGAGAUUCAUGGAACAAUCCCUAUGUCUUCGCAUGCAUCAGCAAUUAAUGCAGAUACAACUGAACGAGCUACUGUAGAUAAAAAACCAAUGAGGAAUAUCAGAAAUGGACCUUCCUUGAAGGAUUUCUUGAGCUCAUCUGUUGUUGAUAUUUCCAGUGAAAAACCUGUUCCAUAUGUGCAGAAUAUCCAUGGCAAGAAUCAAAAAGUGUACUUUGAAAUUUUCGGUUGCCAAAUGAACGUCAAUGAUGCUGAUAUAGUAUGGUCGAUAUUGAAAUCAUAUGGAUAUAAACAUACGGAAUGUCUGGAUGAUGCAGAUAUUGUAUUAUUAGUUACCUGUUCUAUCAGAGACAAUGCCGAGCAGAAGGUAUGGCAUAAGUUGGAGAAUUUAAACGGAGUGAGAAACAAGAGAAAGAGGAUCUCUAGAUUGCCUAUGAAGAUUGGUCUUUUAGGAUGCAUGGCGGAACGUCUAAAGACUAAAAUAUUAGAUAGAGGAAAGCUGGUAGAUGUAAUAGCGGGUCCUGAUAGUUACAAGGAUUUGCCAAGGCUUCUGGCAGUAACAGAUGAUGAAACAGCUAUUAAUGUUUUAUUAUCAUUUGAUGAAACAUAUGCAGAUGUCAUGCCAGUUAGACUCAAUCAAGAUUCCACUGGGGCAUAUGUUUCUAUAAUGAGAGGUUGUGAUAAUAUGUGCACCUAUUGUAUUGUGCCAUUUACAAGAGGAAGAGAAAGAUCACGACCAAUUGCAAGUAUACUUGACGAAGUCCAGCAAUUAUCAGAUCAAGGCGUAAAGGAAAUAACUCUGCUGGGGCAAAAUGUAAACAGCUACAGAGACUUAUCGAAAUCAAAAUUUAUUUUAUCACUUAACACGGAGACUCAGCUCGCUAAAGGUUUCAAAACGGUUUAUAAGAAUAAGAAAGGUGGUUUAAGAUUUAGCGAUCUUCUAGACAAAGUCUCUUUAAUUAAUCCGGAAAUAAGAAUAAGAUUCACAUCGCCUCAUCCCAAAGAUUUUCCUGAUGAAGUAUUACACUUGAUAGCUGAAAGACCAAACAUUUGUAAACAGAUUCAUUUGCCUGCACAAAGCGGUAACUCUGUAAUUUUGGAAAGAAUGCGAAGAGGAUAUACCAGGGAAGCAUAUUUAGAUUUAGUGUAUCAUAUACGUAAUAUUCUCCCAGAUGUGUACAUUUCUAGCGAUUUUAUUGCUGGGUUCUGCAGCGAGACUGAGGAGCAGUUUCAAGACACGUUGUCGCUAAUAAAAGAAGUUAAAUACAAUAACGCAUUUUUAUAUGCCUAUAGCAUGCGUGAGAAAACUACGGCACACAGACGAUACAAGGAUGACAUUGAAAUGCAUAUAAAGAUAGAGCGUAUGAAUCGUAUGAUCGCAUUAUAUAGAAAAGAAGUAGAAAAAUUAAAUAAAACACAGAUAGGGCAGCAUCAACUUGUUCUCGUGGAGAGAACGAGCAAGAGAUCUGAUCAACAAUUACAAGGUAGAAACGAUGGUAAUAUAAGAGUUAUUCUACCAUCUACAGCUAUUCCAAUUGUUCAACACUCUACUACGACAAGGGAGAUACAGGCUGGUGAUUAUGUCGUCGUACGAAUUGACAACGCCAACUCUCAUACUUUACAAGGAGCUUCAAACGAUGGUAUCCCACCACCUGCCGCUGUAACAGGAUUUCCAUCGGCGACGCCAAAUAUUGCAUCUAGCUUUGUGCCACCUAUUAUGCCUGCGGCACCAUUUAUUCCCCCUCCCAGUUUGCCACCAGGUCCUCCGGGUAUAAUGCCACCUCAGUUUUCCAUACCUCCGCCAGGUUUUACUUUUCCUAUCACCACGGCACCUCCUCAAGAAGCUGGAGUCAUAGCUGCAUCACCACAAAUAACAGCAUCAGGAAUUCCUCCUCCUUCGCCUAUCAACAGCGAUGCCAAUACAACAAUGUCUACUUCCACAACAGAGAAGAAAACAGACUGGAGUGAGCACAAAGCACCUGAUGGCAGAACAUAUUACUAUAACAGUGUGACGAAGCAGUCGUUAUGGGAAAAGCCGGAUGAACUGAAAACUCCAAGCGAAUUGUUGUUGUCACAAUGUCCUUGGAAAGAAUAUAAGUCAGAGAAUGGCAAGGUGUAUUAUCACAAUGUAAACACUAAGGAGUCCAGAUGGACAAUACCGCCGGAGUUGGAAGAGCUGAAGACGCGAAUUAUAGCCGAGGAAGCUGCGGCGGCUGCUGCAGCGGUCGUGGCAAAUGCCACAAAUUCCAACAUGGCUCCUGUAGCAAUGCAACACUUGUCACCGAAUGUCCCGACUAUAUCGCAAACCAGUACACCAGAAUCAGGAGGGAAGUCGGCUAUCGAGCAAGCGAUGGCCGCGACCCUCGCAGCAAUUAAUAUUCCGACGCCUCCCACGAAACCGGACGAAGAUAGUAAUUCCGCGAUGGGUUCGGCCAAUGAUAGCCGCACCAGUACACCCGAGCCCAAAAUGCAAUUCAAGGAUAAGAAGGAAGCUAUCGAGGCGUUCAAAGAAUUACUGAGGGAGAGGGAUGUUCCAUCGAAUGCCACAUGGGAACAGGCAGUCAAACUGAUUCAGAACGAUCCUAGAUAUCCGCAGAUGAAGAAAUUAAAUGAACGUAAGCAAGCCUUCCAUUCGUACAAGACGCAGAAAUUGAAGGAAGAGCGCGAGCAAGAAAGACUCAGAUUGAAGAAGGCCAAGGAGGAUUUAGAACAAUUCCUAUUAGAAAAUGAUAGAAUGGUAAGCACGACUAAAUAUUACAAAUGCGAAGAGAUGUUUGGUAAUUUAGAGGUUUGGAGAGCGGUUGGGGAUUCGGAUCGCCGGGAUAUCUAUGAGGAUGUUAUCUUCAAUUUGGCGAAACGCGAGAAAGAAGAGGCGAAACAAUUGAAGAAGAGAAAUACCAAAAGAUUAGCGCAAGUUUUGGAUACAAUGACGGACGUGACGUACAGGACUACGUGGCAGGAAGCGCAGGCAUUGUUGCUGCAAUAUCCUGCAUUUGCGGAAGAUGCAGACUUGUUGGAGAUGGACAAAGAGGACGCCUUGAUUGUAUUCGAAAAUCACAUCCGUCAAUUAGAGAAGGAUGAAGAAGAAGAAAAAGAAUGCGAAAAGAAACGUAGAAAACGGCAAGAAAGGAAAAACAGAGAUGGUUUCAUAUAUUUACUCGAUGAACUACACGAACAAGGCAAACUCACAUCGAUGUCGCUGUGGGUAGAAUUAUACCCAAUGUUAUCUGCCGAUCUUCGAUUUUCGGCUAUGCUUGGGCAAUCAGGCUCAAGUCCGCUGGACCUUUUUAAAUUCUAUGUUGAAGACUUAAAGUCUCGAUUCCAUGAUGAGAAGAAAAUCAUUCGCGAGAUACUCAAAGACAAGAAUUUCGAGGUGCAAGUGAACACGACUUUCGAGGAAUUCGCUACGGUCGUAUGCGAAGACCGAAAGUCCGCGACUCUAGAUGCAGGUAAUGUUAAAUUAACGUAUAAUUUAUUGCUGGAGAAAGCAGAGGCACGUGAGAAAGAACGUGUCAAGGAAGAAACGCGAAAAUUCAAGAAGCUGGAGACUGGUUUCAAGAAUUUGCUGAAGACUUUGAAUGUAGACUAUCAAAUGGCAUGGGAGGACGUGAGAUCGAAAAUCGAAGAAGAACAAGAUUUCAAGGCGAUUACCUUGGAGAGCGAAAGAAUACGGAUAUUCAAGGAAUAUCAGCACGAACUUGAAGAAAGUUGCAGUCAUCAUCAUAUCAGAAGUAAGAAGAAAAAGGCGAAAAAAUUGAAGCGCAAAUCACGAUCGCGUUCGCACAGUGAGUCAGAAGGUAGUGAAAAAGGCUUGAGAAGAAAGCGACACAAGUCACAUUCACCCAGUAUUCCUAGCAAGUCUGACAGUUCUGAAUCAGAAACGAGGAAGUCCAAGAGGAAGAAGAAUAAGAAGAAGAGAGGCCGCAGCCAUUCCCGCUCGCACUCCGGUCUUCCAUCCUCUGAAGAAUCUCCGGAAAGGAAACGGAAGGAGGAGAAGCACAGAAGGCCUUCUAUUCACAGUGAAGGUUCCGUUACAGAAAAUAACGAACACCACGAACUCUCCGAGGACGAAUUGGAAAAGCAAAGAGCGCAACUUCUACGCGAGCUCCAAAUGCAACAAGAGGAGAAUUGACGACUUCACAAAGUGCAUUUCACAAAAUGGGU